AUGUCUCAUUCAAAACACGAACUAAGCGCUCAGUUUUGUCGUGUUUGCGGUGACCGGGCGUCGGGCAAACAUUACGGUGUAUUGAGUUGUGACGGAUGUCGGGGUUUCUUUAAGCGAUCGGUUCGUCGCAAUUUGAUCUACACGUGCAAAGAGACGGGUGUUUGCUUUGUCGAUGUCUCCACAAGAAAUCAGUGUCAAUACUGUCGAUUUCAGAAAUGUUUAUCAGUCAAUAUGAAAAGAGAAGCCGUUCAACACGAGAGAGUUAAUUGCAAUACAAACACUAGAAAUGUUGGCAAUAGUUCACGAUUUUUAAGCAAAUGUUUAACCGAUAAAAGAAAUUCUUCAAAAUUAUGUUUUAGAAGUGCUGGUCAUCCGACUAGUAGUCAAACAUCAGUGAAUCCGGUUGUGGCCGACUCGACCACUUCGUCACCGAUUUGUUUGGGCACUCAAUUCAUGCCAACCUCUCUAUCRAUUUCUAACUCGACUUCACUUUCAUCGCAACAACAUUGGAACAGCUCUUUGCCAUUGCUUUAUUCACCCAAUUAUUAUACAAUUACUUCAAAUACAUUCACUCAAUUGACAAGAAUUGUGUUUAGCACAGUUCAUUGGGGUCUAAGUAUACCUGCAUUUCAAGCACUGGACAGAAGUGACCAAAAGUUGUUAUUAGAGGAAACGCUAAAUGAGUUACUAAUCUUAACAAUAAUGCAACAAACAAUGCAUUUAAAUACUGAAAACACUAAUUAUACGAUUCUGGUUCUCAAUAAUUAUUUUAAUAAUAAUAUUGAACAACAAAAACUCAUAGAUCUCGUCGAUUAUGUUAAAAGUCUGCAAAUAAAUCAAAUUGAAUUUACAUGUCUUAAAGUGCUUCUCCUAUUCAGAGGUGAAUGCAGUGGUCUGUCCAAUGGUGAGCACAUCAGAUCCAUGAGAGACGAAGCACUUAUACUAUUGAAUGAACAAAUACUGAACAGGAUAUCAGUGCCGACAAACACAGUGAGCAUCACUUCGACCGCCACUUCAUUAACGCUUCGUUUUGGUCGUCUUUUGCUACUAUUAUCAGCUCUUAAGCGACUCAAUAGAUCUCAUUUUGCGACCAUUCAUAAUAGUUUAUUGGGUUUAGCUUUCAAUCAAUUGCAUAUUUAG
This is a messenger RNA of Oppia nitens, 1140 nucleotides long. RefSeq names its product nuclear receptor subfamily 2 group E member 1-like. The coding region runs from base 1 to 1140 and encodes 379 amino acids. The record is from RefSeq and is a predicted model, not a curated record. Gene Ontology annotation, molecular function: nuclear receptor activity; zinc ion binding; RNA polymerase II cis-regulatory region sequence-specific DNA binding. The transcript is spliced from 6 exons. NCBI's taxonomy places the organism in Eukaryota, Metazoa, Arthropoda, Arachnida, Sarcoptiformes, Oppiidae. Gene Ontology annotation, biological process: regulation of transcription by RNA polymerase II; cell differentiation; anatomical structure development.